This is a messenger RNA of Hypomesus transpacificus, 1624 nucleotides long. It is a transcript of the gene nucb1, whose product is annotated as nucleobindin 1. Gene Ontology annotation, cellular component: endoplasmic reticulum-Golgi intermediate compartment; extracellular exosome. NCBI's taxonomy places the organism in Eukaryota, Metazoa, Chordata, Actinopteri, Osmeriformes, Osmeridae. The transcript has 13 exons. The record is from RefSeq and is a predicted model, not a curated record. Gene Ontology annotation, molecular function: calcium ion binding. Bases 90 to 1448 code for a protein of 452 amino acids.
ACGUCACUUUUUACCCCCACCGCAAACAAGCUUCAUCGAACAGACUAAUAUACAGCAGCUGAACGGAAGAAUUGAAAUCGACUAGGAGGAUGUACGUGGACCCUCGCUGGUUACUGCUCCUGUCUGUCUCUCUGGAGGUGUGGGCGGUGCCUAUCGACCGCAAGGUCUCCCCGGACACCCAGCAGCCUCCAGAGGACAAUGUGGACACAGGCCUGUACUAUGACAGGUACCUGAGGGAGGUGAUCGAGGUGCUGGAGACAGACCCUCACUUCAGAGAGAAACUACAGACAGCCAACACAGAAGACAUCAAGAAUGGGCGUCUGAGUAAGGAGCUGGACCUGGUGGGUCACCAUGUACGAACUCGUCUGGACGAGCUGAAGAGGCAGGAGGUGUCUCGACUCCGGAUGCUCCUCAAGGCCAAGCUGGAUAGUGCCAACACUCAGAGCCUGCAGAUGGACCAUGCGUCUCUGCUGAAGCAGUUUGAGCACCUGGAUCCACACAACCAGAACACGUUUGAGUCCAAAGACCUCGAGCUGCUCAUCUCAACGGCCACCAAGGACCUGGAGAACUACGACGCGGAGAGACACGAGGAGUUCAAACGCUACGAGAUGCUGAAGGAGCAUGAGAGACGCGAGUACCUGAAGGGUCUGGACCAGGAGAAGAGGGAGAAGGAGGAGAGGAGGAUGGAGGAGUUGAAGGAGAAACACCGCCAGCACCCCAGGAUCAACGCUCCGGGCAGUGUAGCUCAGCUGCGUGAGGUGUGGCAGGAAACUGAUGGUCUGGACCCUCAAGAGUUCAACCCAAAGACCUUCUUCAAACUCCACGAUACGAACGGAGAUGGAGUUUUAGACGAGCAGGAACUGGAGGCCCUGUUCACCAAGGAGCUGGAGAAGAUGUACGACCCCAAAAACGAGGAGGACGACAUGGUGGAGAUGGGCGAGGAGAGGCUCCGCAUGCGGGAGCACGUCAUGAAGAACGUUGACGUCAAUCAAGAUCGCCUCGUCAGCAUGGACGAGUUCCUCAGAUCAACGGAGAAGAAAGAGUUGAACAGUGUUAAGGAGUGGGAGACUCUGGACGACACCAAGCCCGUGUACACGGAGGCGGAGCUCCAGAGGUUUGAGGCGGAGCUACGGGACAAGGAGGAGGAGCUUGGGCGGCGGGCUGCUGCGCUGCACCAGGAGCAGGACCUGCUGAAGGAGAGAGGCAAGGCCCUGGAGGCCCAGCGCAGGGAGUACCAGCAGGCCGUGUUAGAGAUGUCUCAGAGACAGAAGGACCCCCAGGCGCCAGAGCUACCGCCCCCUACUGGCCCCAAUGGAGAACUGCAGUUCCACCAAGACAUGCAGAAACUGGAGGACCAAGGUGCCAAAGCUCCUGUAGUGGAACAAGAAGUAGAAAGCCAGAAGAACCUGCCUGCAGAACCUCCACAGAACCUGCCCCUGCACACCUAAUACCACACACACACACACACACAAACACACACAAACACACACAAGCACACAAACACACAGCCUCUGAAACAAACGUUUUUUUGGCGCACAAACGUAUCAGCCAGGAACAUGACUCUCUGUGUGUGUUAAACGCUGUGAUACUGUACAUGUUUCAUGUGAAUAAAGAACUCCAGUCA